This is a messenger RNA of Sorex araneus (European shrew), 5476 nucleotides long. It is a transcript of the gene FAM168A, whose product is annotated as family with sequence similarity 168 member A. The transcript has 9 exons. Gene Ontology annotation, biological process: positive regulation of base-excision repair. The coding region runs from base 152 to 886 and encodes 244 amino acids. The record is from RefSeq and is a predicted model, not a curated record. Lineage: Eukaryota; Metazoa; Chordata; Mammalia; Eulipotyphla; Soricidae.
UCUCUGCGCGCCAUCCGCCGCCGCCUUCCUGGACGCGGGCGAGGGAGCGAGAGCGUCGCCGCUCGCAGCCUCGGGAGGAGACAAGGGCAUCGUCGCCUCAGCCGCCGCCGUUCUCGCCUGCAGCGGCUCGCCGGAUCCUCAGUCUUCCACAAUGAACCCCGUUUACAGCCCCGUGCAGCCUGGGGCUCCUUAUGGCAACCCCAAGAACAUGGCCUACACUGGUUACCCAACAGCCUACCCGGCAGCAGCCCCUGCCUACAAUCCGAGCCUGUACCCCACCAAUAGCCCCAGUUAUGCUCCAGAGUUUCAGUUCCUGCAUUCAGCUUAUGCAACUCUGCUGAUGAAACAGGCCUGGCCACAGAACUCAUCUUCCUGUGGCACUGAAGGCACCUUCCACCUCCCAGUGGACACCGGGACCGAGAACCGAACUUACCAAGCAUCCUCUGCGGCUUUCAGAUACACUGCAGGGACACCGUACAAGGUCCCGCCGACCCAGAGUAACACUGCUCCACCCCCCUACUCCCCAUCACCCAACCCCUAUCAGACGGCCAUGUAUCCCAUCAGAAGUGCCUACCCCCAGCAGAAUCUGUAUGCCCAGGGAGCCUACUACACACAGCCCGUGUACGCUGCUCAGCCCCACGUCAUCCACCACACCACGGUCGUCCAGCCCAACAGCAUCCCCUCCGCCAUCUACCCGGCCCCUGUUGCUGCGCCCAGGACCAACGGCGUGGCCAUGGGCAUGGUGGCAGGCACCACCAUGGCCAUGUCAGCAGGUACCCUGCUGACUGCUCCCCAGCACACCGCGAUUGGGGCUCACCCUGUCUCCAUGCCAACAUACAGGGCCCAAGGGACCCCCGCGUACAGCUAUGUGCCCCCACACUGGUAAAGCCUGCCGUCCAUCCAAAUCUGGAGUCCCACAUUGUAUGCAACUACUCAAGUCUUACACCGGUGCUGGAGCAGCUCCCUAGCAGCACCACCUCUACUUGCAAGAAGAGAACGGAAGUGCAAGGGUCACUUUAUGCAUCUUUAGUGGUUUUUGGUUUUAGCUUUGGUCUUUUGUUAAAGCUGCUUUUUCUAAACACCCUCUCCCACUGUCUCCCCUUUGGCCGCUGCCCUUCCAGUUCUGCCCUUCCCCCUCCUUCCUGACCAGGCACAUUCCCUCAGCUCUUCUCUCCUUCCCCGAGUGUCCAGGCCCCAGGUACCCCAGUCUGGGGGCAGGAGAGAGUGGGGCAUGUUGUAGUGGUUCAACAGAAAGUUCCGUUUCCUUUGCCCAGCAGAGCAGACGUGGCCCUGUCCAGAGUCAGCACUGAGCUCUGGAACCGGCCACAUUCUCUGGGAGAUUCCUUCUUUGAUUUUUCUUCGGUGAGAUUAGUUUAGGCCAUUGCCAUGUCUUCUCACAAAAUAUAUGUCUUCUGAGAACCAUUGCAACAGACCAAGAACAGAACCACCUGAUUAGGUAGGAAUAUUCAUAGCAGCUAACACCCUGGACUGACAUCCUGGGAAUACCAGAUUCUUAUUUAGGGAGAUCUUGAGGGGGCUGGGGGAGGGCGUUCGGGAAGAUGAGGGGAGAGGUCAGUGUCUGCUUGUGGUCAGGUCUGUGACCACAUAGUCUGGGCCUGGGCCCUCUGAUUUGCACAGUAAUGCUAACUGACCUGGCAUUUCCUCAGACCUGCCAGCAGCUUCCUGGCCUCAGAUCCCAGCCUCUAAAGCCUCAGAAGACCUGGGCCACAUCAGCUCCACAGACCCACUCCUGAUGAGAGUCGAAACCUCUGGCAUAUCUCUCCUCCCUGUGCCCUUCCUAACGGGCUUGCCCGUUGGUCUUUGGGACUGGCAGACAAGCCAAGGCCUUGGUUACUUAUGCCAUCCAUGGCCAGAGUGAAGGUACCACAUUCCAGGGGGAUGCUGGCGGCUCUGAAGGUCAGGACAGUGAAGGAAAAGCAAUAGCAAUAAACAUUUCAUAGACUCAUGGGCCUGAAGGGACCUUAGCCAUCAUCUCAUCCAUUCCCCUGACUGACAGCUGAGGAAGCGGAGGUGCAAGAAGAGGACAGACCUUCCCUAGCAAUCCUGGAAAUUAGCAUUCAAUGCAGCCUUCCUCUUCGAGGGGCAAGUGACCAAGAGAAAUGUAGCUAGGGACGGCUGGGCUUGGUUUCUUAAAAAAUUAAGUCAGCAGCGCCCACACCUGGUGAGAUCUGGAACACUCUCUGGGCUUUUGUUUCUCUUCUUUAUCCUCCACAAAUGCAGCCAGUGGGCAGAGGUCACAGGGGGCAGAUGGCAGGAACAGAAAUUGCAAAUGAAGAACUAGCAUUUGGAAAUUCUGUGAAGACAUCUGGAUCUUUACCCACGGCCCAGCCCCGGGAGAAGAGGCAGGCAGGCGGGCUGCAGCAGAGGGGCCCAGCUUUGGGGCAGCAGCCCUCGUCUGACAGGGAGAGGACAAGGGUGGGGCCCCGAACGCCUGCUGAGAGCAGGGACACUGGACAAACGAGGUCUUGAUAAUAUUUGGGACUUUGAAACGACUCUUCAUUUUAAAUUCAUGCAAACUUGGACAUACAUAUCCCUAUUCCUACCUCCGUGUCUCCUAAAGGAGGAAAGAAAGAAAAAAGUCCGGAAACGUCUGGGCUGGAAGGACCCCAGAGGCGAUUUGGCCAUUCCUGGGAAGGCAGAACCCAUCAGCACCCUGAGUCCAGACCCAGAAGGGGGCCGCCUUCUUGGCCUUCCAGGGAACGGCAGGACUGGGAGGAGGAACCAGCCGUUCUAAACAGUCUGCCCUGGGGCACUGAAGAGGCUUCAUUUUAAAACACCAUUUUCCAGUGUUAAUCUUUUUUUUUUUUCCCCUCCCAAAUGCCUCCUCCUAUUCUCCAGUCUGUAAGGAUGGAUGAAGUUGGUUUUAGAUUAUGUCAUUCAUUUUUAGAAAAAGCCAAAAUAAUCAUGGCAGUCAUAGGAAACCAUUGCAUUCGUCACGUGCUUCAUACAUUUCAAAGCACUUCACAGCCUUCAGACUAUCACAGUGGCUCUAGCCACCUGACAGUGAGGUCACUGGGUCUGGAAGGCGGGGGGACCCCUGGCACCUGUGGGGGGGCUGGGGCUGAGUUGCUGGCGAGGAAGAGGAAGAGACCCGGAAUGAACAACCUGUUACUUUUCUUCUUUCUGCACGAGUAACACCUCACGUUUCACAGUUCACGGACCGAUUCACACUCCUCACCUGGUCUAACCUGCAUGGCCGAUUGUUCCUCCCGUGAGACUGGAGAGGAAAUAAACGUUGUAGAAAGGCAGAGUGACUUGUCAGUAAGAGGCCCACAUCCCACCGGUCUGCUGCCCCUUGCCUUCCAGAUGGGCCCUUGCCCUCCCUCAGCACUGCCUGGUCCAUAACUCAAGGUCAGAGAUAGGCCCCCGGCGUGGGGAGCACAGCAUUGGAACCCCGAUUCUGCUGGUCUUGCCCUCUUUCUUUGACUGAGAUCCACAAGCCUGGCCAAGCUUGGGGGGGUCACUGCAAAGGGACUGAGCUCAGGAGGACAGGGGAAGUGGUGGGCACCCCGGUGGGAGUUUGUCACAGUGUCUAUCAGGGGCACUGUGGGUGUCAUCCAAAGAAUCUGAAUGGCCCAGUGGUCAGUCAGACCUAGGAGACGGCCCUGUUAUUGCAGGAAGGUCACAAGCCCAUGUGACAGCCCUGUCACCGACCUGUCUCCCUACCCCCAAUUCUGCUCCCACCAUCAGCAGCCAGCUAGGCCCCUUCCACUUCUACCUGACGAACUGUCCUCAGCCUGGGGCCUAGGAAGUGGGAGCACCCCAAAGUGGUAAGAGCCUGAAACCUAACCUUUCUGCCACGUUCUCCCCCCCCCCCCCCCGUUUUAAUGUCUUUGCCCUGAGAUAGAACAGUUGCAGCUGCAGCGCCUUGUUCCCGCAGUCCCCGCGAGUCCCCCUAACCCUGACUGCUGAAAGGGCACGCACCUGUCCAGUUCUGCCCUGACAGAGUACUUAGAUAUUGCCAAAACCCCUAUUUUCUAGAUUUGAAAACAAAACAAAACAAAACAACAACAAAAAAAAAAAGAAAACCUGGAGUCUCAGAAAGCUUAAGAGAUUUGCCAAAGUUCUCAGGGCUCAGAGCAUAAAGAGCCAAGAUUUGAAAAAUUGCCCACUCAGAUCCCCAACUCUCCUCCAGAUGGCGCCACCAAGGCCCAGGAAAUCUGUCCCCCCAGCUGCCGGGAGAGGGCCAUUUGGGGCCUUAGGGACCCAGAGGCAUGUCUAGCUAGCAGCUCACAAAGCCUGAUGUCACUUAGGACACCUCGGGGCCCUGGUGCGCCCCUGCUUGGAAUUGGCACACUGAGGGGGCCUGGGCCACCCUGAUGGCCAGAGACACGCAUGUGACGCCAGUGCUGCUGGCUGUCCUGUGAGAUGAGUUCUGAAGACAUUGUGGCCCUCUCUCGACCCUAACUCCUGCGGGUCGUUGCGGGUGUGGAGUCCCCUCGCCCAGCCACACGCAGGGGCUCGCUCUGUUCUGGUGGCCUUCAGAGAGACAGCAGAAAGUAGGGCAGCCCUUGGUCAGCAGGUUCUGCCACUCACCCAGCAGACGGCCUGGCUGGAGUCCCAGCUAGGCACUGGCCGAGUCUGGGUCUCGGUGAUGUUGGCACUGGCCUUCAGACUGGAACUUCGAUGUGUCCCCCUGGCAUUCUGCCUCAGUUGCAACUGAGUGAAAGGAUACGGAAUCUGCAUUAACAGCCGACAGGCCCCCGAGAGCUCGGUAUUCUGCAACUUGCCAAGCAUGGGACUCGGGGAGGAGCAGGCGAGGUGAAAGGUGGGGUUGGCUUCAGGGGAAUUCAGGCCCGUGUGGCCUCCAGAAGCAGACCCCAGGAGAGGAAUCCCUGCCGGCUGACUGACCUGACUCCGAAGCCCCCUCUGGGGACAGCUGGUCCUUGACCUGCCACCUUCCCCGGCCUAGAGAGUUUGCUUCUGAAAUGAGAUGUCACAGGGCCCGGCCUUCAGAAUUUCUAGCAGGCCAGCUUUAACAUUCCAUAUCCAGCCUUGCCUGAGCCAAACUUGGGUCCCCCCUCCCUCAGUUUCUCUAAAGGGUUUUCUGCCUUUCGUGCUCUGGAGUCCAACCCAGAGGCCAUUCUAGUGCCUGCGGGAGGGGUGUGUGCCUUCCGGAAGUGACCAGAACUAGAGCUUUGCAGAGUAAGGACCAGCCCUGAGCAGUCAAUGGUGGAAUCCACUUUGGGCCUGACCAGCAUCUUGAGGCUCCAGCCUGCCUCCCUCCUCAGACCAGAGUCAGGAAAAGGGGGAGCUCAUGUGGCCGUUUACCAGUUCAGUGGGGAGUACCAAGUUCCUCCUGGCCAAAGGGGAAGAAAGGCCCGGCCUGGAGCAGCUGGGAGUUUGUGAUGUCCUUGCCCCAUUCCUGACUCAAAGGAAUCCCUGUUUCCUGUCACGUGACAGGAACCUGUUCUCAUGGCAUGUAACAUCCCUGUGAGAGCGCUGUAUAUGAUUU